CUGUUCCAACCACAACAACAACUGAGUUGACCACAACAACAACUGUUCCAACCACAACAACAAUUGAGUCAACCGCUUUGACACCUACAACAACUGAUCCAACCACUACGACACUUACACCCCCAACAACAGCUGAAUCAACCACAAUGACCACAUCUGAACUACCUACAACAACAAUAGCCACUACUACACAAACAACAACCACAUUUCCAAUAACAACAACUGCAACAACAACAACAACAACUUUGGCACUGAGUAAAAUACCUCUUCAGUUUUCGCUUCAAGUUGAUGGUCCAGCACCAUCUUGCACUGAGGGUGAAUAUCUACCAAGGUUUCUCCACCCAACUCCACAUCACGGAGAACAACUGAGCGCUCGUGUAAAUCAAGAGCUUGAGAUCAGAGUGAAAGCUUCUGCAUCUUUUUCAACAAUCAUUGAUGUCAUCAUUAGUGGACCUCUGAACAGCACAAAAUACAAAACCACCACUGGGGAAUAUGUAAUCAACUGGACACCAACUGCAGAAAACUAUGGCCAACAUUUUCCAUUUUGCUUCAUCGCAGAAGGACAAUUUGGAUCUAAUAUUUACCACUCUGAGAUGAGGUGCGUUGUUGCAAAGGUGAAUGGUAAAGGACCUGAGGCAAAUGUAACCUGCUCUCAAAACUCAAUGUCAGUGACAAUUAAGAGAUCCUCUAUCAAAAACCUCCAUGGUGACCACUUGAGACUGAUAAAUCCGUCUUGUCGGGUUUACACUAACAGUACCCACCUGUUCACCAACACACUUCUAAAUGACUGUGGCACUCAGAUUGAGGAGAACAAUAAUGAACUCAUCUUCAAGAAUAAAAUCAUUACAUUUGAUGAUCCCAGGGACAUUAUAACCAGAAAGGAUAACCUAGAAAUUGAAAUCCUGUGCAAGUACCAGAAAAGGACCAACGUUACUCUGGAUUUCUAUACUCACAGACCACCAAUCUUUAUCUCAGAAAAAGGUUUUGGCACAUUCAACUAUCAGUUUGAGUUUUAUGCUUCUGCAAAUUUCCAGAACAGCAGACAUCCAGAAUCUUACCCGCUUGAGUAUGAUGUGGGCGACAAGAUCUUCAUGAAGAUUGAGCCCGUCACUCCAGUCCUAAACACCGAGAUCUUCCUCGAGUCAUGUGUGGCUACUCCUUACGAUAAUCCCAAUUACCCCGUCUCCUAUCCUAUCAUCAAGAACGGAUGCACUGUGGAUGAAACGGUUGGGUUUUUCUCAAGUCACCAACCAUAUGUCCAGUUUGAAAUGGAGGCCUUCAAAUUCAUUGGGUUCCAUGACCAGGUGUUCAUCAGCUGCUCAAUCAUCAUAUGCGAGGCCAACAAUCCCUACACCCGCUGCUCUCAGGGCUGCAUCAACAGCACAGUCGCUCCACCGGCCCACCACCAUCACAGAAGAGAGGCUCCCAUCCAGACCGGCAGUCACGUCAUCUCCCAGGGGCCCCUGCGGCUGAAGAGGAGCGCAUCUCAGGUCACCGUAAGCCCGGGUCUGAAUCUAAACCUUGUUGUCGUCGCUGUUUGUCUUGUGGCAACAGUAGCCAUGGUGUGUGGAGUGAUUGUCUACAGAGCCAGAGGACAAAGGAUCAGAUACCAACCCUUGUCAUCACACGACUUUUAGUCAUGUCAGCUCUGUUUUUUUAUUUUUCAAAGCAUAAUGCUCUAUUUUCAAAGUGUGUUUUUCUUUCUUUUGUACUCAAUUGGGAGUUUAAAACAGAUUGGGAAUAUAUCAGCGGUCAAACUUUAGUUUGGUGCCUAAUUCUCACUAUUAACUAACCAUUAUCUAUGAAUUUAGCCUCAAUAUACUCCUAAUUUGCCACUUAUGAAUAGUUAGUAAGUAGUUGUUAAGUUUAGGUAGGUAG
Molecule: messenger RNA, 1878 nt
Organism: Cyprinus carpio (common carp)
Lineage: Eukaryota; Metazoa; Chordata; Actinopteri; Cypriniformes; Cyprinidae
Product: CUB and zona pellucida-like domain-containing protein 1
Exons: 9
Coding region: 147-1637 (496 amino acids)
Source: RefSeq, a predicted model, not a curated record